Messenger RNA from Saccharomyces paradoxus, 372 nucleotides. It is a transcript of the gene CPP1, whose product is annotated as cysteine-rich palmitoylated domain-containing protein CPP1. The record is from RefSeq and is a predicted model, not a curated record. The transcript has a single exon. Lineage: Eukaryota; Fungi; Ascomycota; Saccharomycetes; Saccharomycetales; Saccharomycetaceae. The coding region runs from base 1 to 372 and encodes 123 amino acids.
AUGUCUGCUACCGAUUACUAUGGCGGAACCGCCGGCGAAAAGAGCCAGUACUCCCGUCCCUCCAACCCCCCUCCUUCGUCAGGUCAUCAGAACAAAACUCAGGAGCGUGGAUACCCACCUCAACAGCAGCAGCAGCAGUAUUACCAGCAGCAGCAGCAUCCUGGAUACUACAACCAACAAGGGUACAACCAGCAAGGGUACAAUCAACAGGGUUACAAUCAACAGGGUUACAACCAACAGGGGUAUAACCAACAAGGCCAUCAACAACCCGUCUACGUCCAGCAACAACCACCUCAAAGAGGAAAUGAAGGUUGUUUGGCUGCAUGUCUGGCUGCAUUAUGUAUAUGCUGCACCAUGGAUAUGCUGUUCUAA